Molecule: messenger RNA, 2653 nt
Organism: Nycticebus coucang (slow loris)
Lineage: Eukaryota; Metazoa; Chordata; Mammalia; Primates; Lorisidae
Gene: SPRYD7
Product: SPRY domain containing 7
Exons: 5
Coding region: 172-762 (196 amino acids)
Molecular function (GO): protein binding
Source: RefSeq, a predicted model, not a curated record
CCUGCACUGCACCCUCCCGGCCUGGGACGUCGCUGUACCGGCCUCCGAGUCCACCGCUGACACCUCUAGCGCUUGGGCAGGGGCGACAGGCGGAGCGAGCGGUGGGGGGCGGAGUCGCCUCAGUUUAGGGGAGGAGGCGGCGGUGGCGUAGGAGUCAGUGGUCCCGGCGCGAUGGCCGCUUCGGUGUUGUGCUGCCUGCGAUGCUGCAGAGACGGCGGGACUGGCCACAUCCCUCUGAAGGAAAUGCCGGCCGUGCAGCUGGACACGCAGCACAUGGGAACAGAUGUUGUCAUUGUAAAGAAUGGAAGAAGAAUAUGUGGGACAGGAGGUUGUUUAGCCAGCGCACCUUUACAUCAAAAUAAAAGCUACUUUGAAUUCAAAAUCCAGUCUACAGGAAUCUGGGGUAUUGGUGUUGCAACUCAGAAAGUUAACUUGAAUCAGAUUCCUCUUGGCCGAGAUGUGCACAGUCUGGUGAUGAGAAAUGAUGGAGCCCUGUACCACAACAAUGAAGAGAAAAAUAGGCUGCCCGCCAACAGCCUUCCACAGGAGGGAGACGUGGUGGGCAUCACAUAUGACCAUGUAGAAUUGAAUGUGUAUUUGAAUGGGAAAAACAUGCACUGCCCAGCAUCAGGUAUACGAGGGACAGUGUAUCCAGUUGUUUAUGUUGAUGACAGUGCAAUUUUGGAUUGCCAGUUCAGUGAAUUUUAUCAUACACCUCCACCCGGUUUUGAAAAAAUAUUAUUUGAACAGCAGAUCUUCUGAAUAUAUUUGUUUUUGAAUCUUGUAUUUCUGCACUGUUAAAAGUGUUUACCAUUUAAUAAAGCUUUACCUGACCUAUAGAUGAAAAUAUAUUCUUAAAUAUAUGCCUGUUAAUGUUACCUACGAAACCAAUCUACUUAAUACACCACCCAGAAGUUGUGAUUUAAAAUACUUAUGUUUUGUGAUAUGAAAAUCAGCAUUUGGGGUGGUUUAUUAAUUGUUACUUAAAUAAACAUAACUAUGGGUUUAAUUAACACUCUUACAUGGCAGUAUGUAUAGAUAUUUAAAGAGGACUCUUUCUUACAUAAAAUAGUUGUUGUGAAAGAGAUGUAGAAUUGGGUGGGGUUUUUUUGGUCAUUCUGACGUUUAGACCUCGUUAACUAUUUUAAGUCUGCAGUACAGUAAUUUUUUGUUUCGGCGUCCUUUUUAUGUAAAAAAGGACAAUAUAACAAAGUGGCAGAAGUUUUUACUAUUGGCAACUUCAUUUUUGGCAAUCAGUUUAUUGUAUAAUGUACCAUUUCUUAAAACUUAAAUUGCUUAUUUUGUUGUGUAUUGUCCUUGUUUUUAAUUUUCGUUUGUGAAAAGAGAUAAACGUUUUAAUAAUUGUCAGAGCAUUUUGUUGAAAACCAUCAUGCUGCAGGCAGUUCCAGCUUACAUACAACUCACAUUUAUGAAUGGAGGCUAUUACAGGUAAUCAGUAAAUGUACCCGUUCUGACUUAUAUACAAAUUCAACUUAAGAACCUAUGUAGUUUGUAACCCAGGGACUGCCUGUACUUCAACUUCAGAGUCAGUGAUGGUUGAUUAGUAAUGUAGUGUACACUGGCAGACAUGUAGAAGAGUAUGAUGCUUUUUAAACUUAAAUUUAAAUGAGAUUAUUCUUUUAAGAACUCUUAUUUACAUGUGUAUUUUCUGUAAAGGAUAAUAAAAUAUUAAUAGUAAUUAAGGAAUUUCAGUACUAUAUGAAACACAUUGUUCUUGAUUUGUUAAUUAUACAGUCAAUUUAUUUCACUCUUGACUAGUUCAGAAGUAAGGUGAAUCCUCUCCGUGCCCCUGAGGCUUUGCCCACCUUUCAUAAGAAUCCCUGCCCUUUGGUAACACCUGCUAACCUGCACCAAUCACUCUAUACGUCCCUAGGUACCCGCUGCCUAGCAAGGAUGCGUGUGUUUUGCUCCUUGUGCCAAAGAAAACAGUAUGUUAGAAAAACACGGGUGUUAGAAUUGGAAGGAGAUCUGAGUUGCAGUUUUGCUGCUUAAUCCCAUUACCUCCUCGGGGUAAGUUCCUCAGUCUCUCUGCGCCCAGAAUUCACAGAUUGUAAAAGGGAAGUCAUAUUGACUAGAUAAGAUUCUGUAACUAGUAAAUAAAGUGAUGUCUGUAAAACACCUGGAUCGGCACGGGCACUUCAGAAGCAUAUUUUCCUGGUUGACUCUAAAGCAGUGGUUUCUGUGGUGUGCCUCAGACUAGCAGCCUCAGCAUCGCCUGGGAGCUUGUUACAAUGGACGCUCUGAGGUUCUACCCCAGACCCAGCAAAUCAGAAACUGCCGGGGAUGGCACCCGGUACCCAGCCCAGAAUCUGCAUCUGAACAGCCCUUCAGGUCGAUUGGAUGUACACUCAAGUUUGACGACCACUGCUCGGGAGAGAAUUCUUUGCCUAUUUUGACCAAUAGUCUAUAGUAUCCUGCACAAUGCGUUAUUGUUUAUUUGGUAGAUAAAAACGUAACAACGUGCUUUGAAAAGAUAAAUAUAAUUAACAUGUAUUGACAUAAAUCCCAAAUAUUACCUCUAAGGUACAUGGAAUUGAACAAGUUAUAUAUUAUUUAUGCAUUUUAGUCUGACUCUGUCAUAAUAAUUUGAAUUCAUAAAGAAAUGCUUACUUGGGAAAGCAAAUUAAAAUGA